Molecule: messenger RNA, 1167 nt
Organism: Physella acuta
Lineage: Eukaryota; Metazoa; Mollusca; Gastropoda; Physidae
Source: RefSeq, a predicted model, not a curated record
AUGUACUUAGAACUUUGUGGCUACAUGUACUUAGAACUUUGUGGCUACAUGUACUUAGAACUUUGUGGCUACAUGUACUUAGAACUUUGUGGCUACAUGUACUUAGAACUUUGUGGCUACAUGUACUUAGAACUUUGUGGCUACAUGUACUUAGAACUUUGUGGCUACAUGUACUUAGAACUUUGUGGCUACAUGUACUUAGAACUUUGUGGCUACAUGUACUUAGAACUUUGUGGCUACAUGUACUUAGAACUUUGUGGCUACAUGUACUUAGAACUUUGUGGCUACAUGUACUUAGAACUUUGUGGCUACAUGUACUUAGAACUUUGUGGCUACAUGUACUUAGAACUUUGUGGCUACAUGUACUUAGAACUUUGUGGCUACAUGUACUUAGAACUUUGUGGCUACAUGUACUUAGAACUUUGUGGCUACAUGUACUUAGAACUUUGUGGCUACAUGUACUUAGAACUUUGUGGCUACAUGUACUUAGAACUUUGUGGCUACAUGUACUUAGAACUCUGUGGCUACAUGUACUUAGAACUUUGUGGCUACAUGUACUUAGAACUUUGUGGCUACAUGUACUUAGAACUUUGUGGCUACAUGUACUUAGAACUUUGUGGCUACAUGUACUUAGAACUUUGUGGCUACAUGUACUUAGAACUUUGUGGCUACAUGUACUUAGAACUUUGUGGCUACAUGUACUUAGAACUUUGUGGCUACAUGUACUUAGAACUUUGUGGCUACAUGUACUUAGAACUUUGUGGCUACAUGUACUUAGAACUUUGUGGCUACAUGUACUUAGAACUUUGUGGCUACAUGUACUUAGAACUUUGUGGCUACAUGUACUUAGAACUUUGUGGCUACAAGUACUUAGAACUUUGUGGCUACAUGUACUUAGAACUUUGUGGCUACAUGUACUUAGAACUUUGUGGCUACAUGUACUUAGAACUUUGUGGCUACAUGUACUUAGAACUUUGUGGCUACAUGUACUUAGAACUUUGUGGCUACAUGUACUUAGAACUUUGUGGCUACAUGUACUUAGAACUUUGUGGCUACAUGUACUUAGAACUUUGUGGCUACAUGUACUUAGAACUUUGUGGCUACAUGUACUUAGAACUUUGUGGCUACAUUAAGCUGACCACUGCCUUGACCCGCACCAUCCUGUAG